Molecule: messenger RNA, 870 nt
Organism: Vairimorpha ceranae
Lineage: Eukaryota; Fungi; Microsporidia; Nosematidae
Exons: 1
Source: RefSeq, a predicted model, not a curated record
UAUAACAAGUAUAUAAGUGUAAUUGUUUUUGCCCUUAUGUUAAUAAUCACUACUAUAUAUCCAUUAAUAUUUACUACGCAAACUAAAGCCACAGAUAAUAGUUUAAAUAGUGAUUUACUGUUGUGUAACAAUAUUACAAGACUUAAUGAAUUGUGUUUAAAUGAUGAUGAAUGUGGAAGAAUAAAAGAUACAGAUGUUACCACAGAGGAGGGUGUACGCACAAAAAUGCAAAAGAGGUCUAAUUCAGAUACGUUGUUAGUUGAGAAAAAAACUAGAAAACGACAUUCUAAAAGUGAAGAUGAACGAAAGAAUUUGAGGAAAAAAAGAAGAAGGAAUGAAAUAGAAGAAAAAAAUAUUUUUUUUAAUAAGCAUUUUUUUUGCAAAAUAAAAACAAAACCAGAUCAUAUCUAUACGUGUGCUUUAAAGAAGGUCUCAGCUUUAUUUUUUGAAAUAUUUAGUAACAACGCCAUAAUUAGAGAAAAAGCUUUACAACUAAUGAAGAAAAAAGAAAAUUUUUCAAAAAGAUUUUCGCAAGAAAAAUAUUUUUAUUUUGUAAUGAGAUUUAUACUUAAAAAGGGUUUUUUAAAAACAAACGACCCAUCUACAUUGUUCUUAAAAACUCUUGCAUUUCAUACGUACACGUACAUUCAAUUAAUUAGCUUAAGUAGAAUUUUUGAUGAUGAUAUGUCGUGUCCUGCUGCAAUAUAUAAUUUUGUAAAUUGCGCCUUAGAUAUUAAAUUUAAUAAGAAAUGUAAUUGGAAAAUUGAUCAAUUAUUAGUUUUUAAGAACUACGAUAUCAGGAAAUUGCUUACUUAUUCUUUAGUUAAAGACAGAAUUACUAAAAAAGAUUUUGAAAUGUGUUAUAGGUAA